Hemiscyllium ocellatum (epaulette shark) is the source of this 3552-nucleotide messenger RNA. RefSeq names its product SFT2 domain containing 2a (gene sft2d2a). The coding region runs from base 59 to 544 and encodes 161 amino acids. The transcript is spliced from 8 exons. Lineage: Eukaryota; Metazoa; Chordata; Chondrichthyes; Orectolobiformes; Hemiscylliidae. Gene Ontology annotation, biological process: vesicle-mediated transport. The record is from RefSeq and is a predicted model, not a curated record. Gene Ontology annotation, cellular component: membrane.
UUCCCGGAGGUAGCCGGGCAGUGUUUACCGAGCGGCUGCGGACCCGGGAGUCGGGGACAUGGAUAAACUGAAGAAAGUGCUGAACGGGAACGACUCGGCGGAGGACGGAGGUGCCCUGAGUGAGGUAAUUGAGGGAACCACCUUAGGAUGGGGAACCAGAGUGAAAGGCUUUCUUGCCUGCUUCGUAGCAGGGAUUAUUUGCUCCAUAUUGGGUGUCUGUUUUCUCUGGAUUCCAAAAAGAGGCUUAAUACUUUUCGCUGUCUUUUAUAGCAUUGGAAACAUAGCAUCCAUUGGUAGUACGUUAUUUCUGAUGGGACCUGUGAAACAAAUCAAAAAAAUGUUUGAGCCUACUCGUCUGGCUGCUACCAUUGUGAUGCUUCUUUGCCUCGUGUGUACACUAUGCUCUGCUUUUUGGUGGAAGAAGGCAGCACUUGCUUUAAUAUUUUGUGUCUUGCAGUUCUUUGCUAUGGCCUGGUAUAGUAUAUCAUACAUUCCAUUUGCGAGAGAUGCAGUGAUAAAGUGCUUUACAACAUGUUUGGCAUGAAAACUACUUAUAAUGAAGGAAGAAUACUAUGCUAAGAUUGGGGCAUCUGUUAUGUUUUUUGUGCCUGUUUACACUCAAUCCUCUAAGUGUCUUAAUGUAUGCUGCAGUUAAUUCUCUCUUCUUGCCUGAAGCAUAACUUCUUACCCACAAUUGGAUAGUUUACAAAUUUUGUUACCCUUUUCCUAAUUUUAAUAGGGUGAUUGUUAUCCUGAAAAGCAACAUUCCAUUUUCUAGGUAAAGAUAUGGUCAAUACAAAUUCAUACUUUGAACACUGUGUAACUUUUCAAAAAAUGCUGAGUCAUUUUUAAAAACAAACAAGUAAUUUCUAACAGUCUUUCAGAAAUUGUGCUAUCACUUUUAUUUUCACAAAUUGAUCCAGGAGUAUGAUGAUUUAACAAGUGAAAGCCCAAAUUGAAAACACUGAAAUUUAUUUGGAUAUUGAUAACUGUGCUAAACAUUAGUUCUUAAAUUCUGGUUAAAGAGUGACCUGAUGAUGUAAAUGUAUUGCCUUAACCGUGUGGUUAGUGCUAAUACUUCUACUGUUUGACUUUGUGGUUUUUACUAAAGUGACUAUAAAUCAUCAAAUGGCUUAAGAUGUUACUGUUAAGCCUGUUAACAUUUUCAACAAAAAAAAUCUGAUGAUCAUGACAAAUGAUUUGCAUUCCAAGUUUAAGAUCAAUAAAAGUGCCUUCAUUUUGGGGAAUUCCAAAAAUUAUUUCCAGUCAUCAGCUGCAGUCUGAGUUGAACAGUUUUCAAUAUACAGUACUGAUAUCUAAAAGACCAUGUAAUCUGCUAAACAGGUUUCUUAAUGUAUUUUUAUGCCUUAGAUGUUUGAAGAUGUGCCUUUUGUGUCAAUAUGGUGUGUCUCUAAUAAAUAUAAAGCUGAAGUAAACCUAGUUGUGUACAAGAUUUCUAGAGGCUUAUAGUUUUUGUUGUAUUUUACUACAGGCUGCCUGCAAAUUAUGUUUAAUUGAAAGGGUCAGAGCUUCAUAAAUGUAUAAUUUUUUUGCCAUAAUAUUUAAUACAGAUGUCUUCAACACUAUAUUACUGUUUUACUGAGUAGUCUUAAAUCUUAAUUACUUCUAUAACCUGUAAUUUUGGUAAACUGCAUCUUUGCUUAUUGCAACACCUUCCCACCACCAAGCCUAGAACUCACUGUUUAAAGAAUUAAUGUUUAUAAAAAGCUAUUCCAAUCAAUAAUUUUACGAUCUGUAAUAACAUGGUAUAAAAUACUGCACAGUUUUGACUUGUACUACUCUUUUCUGGUUAUGAAGUUUUGACUUUAUAGACUCUUAUUGAAGAGAAUGUGAAAAGAAAUUCCCAAACAAUUUAACGUAUUUUCUAUUUUGGAUUUUAGUAAAAUGUAAUGGGAUCAGGUUAAUAGAUUAUUCUGAAGAUAACUUAAUUGUAGCUUCCAGUAGUAAUGGAAGUAGAUAAAAAUUGAGGCUGUUUUUGAGAUCAGAGAUGACUACGUAACACUUACAGUUCAUAAACAGUUUGUCACAUAUACAAUUGCUAACACUAUCAUCUUUAACAUAACAAACAUUAUGCCUGCUUAAAGUGGGGUUGUGUAUUUUGUUUUUAUUUCUUUUUGAAUUUGCUUGCUUACUUUCUCCCUCAUUUUUCUGUGAUUUAUUGCAUAUUGAGUAAUGUGAAUAUUAAAAUAGUUACAGUUUUCUAUUACAUUUGUAUGUAAUCAGAGAUUGUCUUGUGUUCUGACUUAGUGUACUUAUUACAAUCUGCUGUGCCUACAUUUGAGCAAUGAGUGCCUUAGAGCACAUGUGUAUUUUGCAAUUAUGAAGUGCUUCUUUGUUUGGCAGCUUUGUUUGCAACCAACUUUGAAUCUUUAUUACAUUGUCUUAAAUACUGGCAAACUAAUUGUCCUGAAGAUAUUUAUUAUUUCUCUCUUUGCCUCUUGAAACUUUACCAGUCUAUUAAACACUUUGAGAGCAUUUGAACACUAAUUACAUUUGUAUUGGACAGUUCAGUCGUAACUUUAAAGAAAUGAAAAUAUAUCUUACAAAUGUAAUCUUCAAGGAAUUUGAAAUCCAUUAUUGUGCACAUUACUGCUGAGCUGAACUCCAGUACAGAUGGAGGGCUAACCAUGGCAAUAACAAAACCAGAGGACUUAAUAUUUGCAGCACUCUGCCUUUUAAUAAAUGGUUCUAAUGGAUGUGGAAAACUGGAAGGGGAAAAAUAUCCACCUUUAUUUUUCUUUUGUCAUCCUCUAUUACUUGGCUAUCCUAUCUUUCCAUUUAGUGACAAUAAACAGUAACUAAAUCUUACAAGUGUAGGUGCAAAAGCCACUGAACAAAAUUAAAAGUUCCUUGUUUAUGAAGCCAUGAGGUCAGCAUGUUCUAGCAUUUGUUAUAAUGUUUUACAUAACUUAGUAUUUGUUUAAUUUGAGUUUUUGGUGAAUUUUCUUUGUCUCGAUCUACAGUUGCCUGUGUGAAUCAUUUUGCUGCAGUUAUUCCAAGUAGUAUUUGUACCGACUAUGAAAGGAAUGCUGUCGUCUUGCACUUUUUUAUAUUUGAAGUCUCCUUUGGUUCAAUUUAUUUUGUAACUUUGAAAAUCUACAUUAAAAUUGUGUAGUUAUAUUUUUAACUGGUGCAGUUUCAAGAAAAAUUACAGAUAAGUGUAUUUGGUUUUUUUUUAAUUUUUGACAAUUCAUAUGACGAGUUAAGAAGGAUACUAUAUACAAAUUUUUUUUAAGCUGUUUCUCCAUUUCCAAUAACAAUGGUAUUUGCAUGUAGAGGCAACUGGCUUCAAGCUAGAAUUUAAUUUUGUGGGCAACGAUUCAUUAUUAAUAUGUUGAAAGUUCUGGUGUAACUUGUGUAAAUGACAGUGUAAUUCUAUAAUUGUGUUGCAUAUUUUGGAAUCUAUUCGUAUUUUUCUGGAUAUUGGUAUGGCAGCUUAAUUUCAGUUGUAUAUAGAUUAGUGUAAAGUAAGUAAAAUAAAAUGCAUUAACUAACCAUUUUUUGUGAAGAUGCAAAAUCUACGUACACUAA